AUGCGUGCUUCCACCCGCGUCUCCACGAUCACAGUUCAUGAACUGCGGUUUUCGGUUGACGGCGCUCUCAAAACCACAACCGAAGUGGAUGUGCAAAGAAGUAUGGAAUGUGUCGCCGUCAGUUGCGCGAACUACGGCCUCACCAUCAACAUGGACAAGACGGUGGUCCUGCAUACACCACAGCCCAGUGUUGAUUACAAGGCUCCGCUUAUCAACGCCAAAGGCGUCGGACGCAAAAACCUCUUCGUCGACGACCACCCUUAUCACGGAAGUUCAACUACCCGAUGUCCCGCUGCCCUCACUCGCCGGCACCAUCGUCUCUACUGCGACCCUCCCACUGUACAAAACACCGACUGCCAUGGACACCACAUCUCUAACUCUCAGUACGCCUGA
Molecule: messenger RNA, 393 nt
Organism: Dibothriocephalus latus
Lineage: Eukaryota; Metazoa; Platyhelminthes; Cestoda; Diphyllobothriidea; Diphyllobothriidae
Source: the annotation of a GenBank genome assembly